AUGUACACUCUGUGAAAGGUACAGUGCAUCGCUCGAACUUAUUUUAACGCACGUACAGUAGAACAAAUUCAUCACUUGGUGUUUCACUGUCGAUCGGGCACCUCAUUACAUCGACUCUCGUGUUUGGUUUCAUGAGUUGAAGUCACUGUAAAUCCACAGUCAUUUAUUCUAUUAUUCUCUGAGUAUUUUUGGGUUCAUCCAACUGAAACUAGACGAUAGCAUAGUUAUCGAUUGCCAACGGGGGCCCGUAGGAGCAUCAACGCAGCAGAAAGUGCAAUAAUUUGUGUAAAAAAAUUACUGCAAUUUAUUUUCUGUGAGAAUACCCAGAGAUAAUUUUUCACAAGCCUUCACCAGUCCUUUAUCAGUCCUUCCAGAGCCGUUCGAGGGGUGAAAUCCACUCUCAGUGAAGUAGAUAUUUUUUUAAGUGAGAAAAUAAUACUAAAAUGAAGGUGGGACUGUUGAAGAACUUUCUGCACUGCUUCAGCCUGAAGCAGGGGACAAUCCUGAUCGCAAUUUUGCAACUAUUCAUAUCCGGCAUUGUGAUGACAUUCUUCCUUCUCGCUCUGGCUCACGCGAUGGACAUUCAGGAAAUGGUAGCCAGGGAUUCUGAGGAUGCACUCGAGCGUGAGGCCUUGGAGGAAAUAUCCUCGAUGCACCUCAACACGAAACGAAUGGACAUUGCUCAUCACAAUGCCACUGAGAAAGUUUACUCCAUGUAUUGUGGACUUGUCAUCUCGGUGCUGCACUUUAUUUCCACCGUUUUACUGCUCUAUGGAGUUUUAAUCAAUAACCGACAUUUCAUGGCCCCGUGGCUGAUGAUCAUGAUGACGACUAUCAUCACACUCAUUUUGUCGCUAUUUCUCGUCCAACAAGACUGCCCGUUCAUCGCCAUCCUCGGGGGCAAGGCCGACAUUACUGACCGGCUGGUUGCAGGUAUCCUCGUCUUAUUCAUGGUCAGCAUAAGCCUGUACAUCUGGUUCGCAGUGUACAGCACCUACAAGAGUCUGGAGUCCAAGAAGACUGGUUUAAUUCACGAAAUAAAUCCCAUAAAGAAGCAAAAAUACGCACUAACUCCUGGUGAAGGUACGAGCAAUGGGAAAGUUCGUCUGCACCAGGGGACACAGAUUCCCUACGAAGUUUAAAUUUAUUCGUGUCAUCAAUAGCUCAAAAUCAUCGAUUACACAAAUGCCUCUUGACCAUUCGCCUGGGAGACAGCCUCGCAGGUUCAUUUUUCUCUCAAACAAGCAAGAAUUUUGCUUUCUUCAUCACAGACCGAUGACCACCAGCACCAGAGGAUCAUCAAGACGUCAGUGAGUUAUUUUCAUCGAGCAAGGGAUGGGAGUGAAAAAUGUGCGCAGAUUGGAGGAUAAAUGAAUGAGGAGACGAUGUUUUUUUUUGUCAGCGCACUUUUUUUGGAAACAAUAAUAAAUCUUUGAUACGCAGAGCAAGACUUGUAAUCACGCACGUAGGCAUAUUUAGAGGAACGAUAAUAUUUGUAAAAGAAAUGUGUCAUUGCGGAUUAGCUACUGAACAAUCAUUUACACUAAGAUGAAGAAUUUAUUCAUUAUUUUUAAGUAAUGAAGGGAGAAUGUGUUCUUUCGGUAUUUUGUAUGAUUAAAAAACACGUAGGUUUAAGGUUAUUUUCACGUGAUAAAAUGAAUUUGUAACACACAAGUUAUGGUACAAUGAUUCGUAACGUUUUAUAGAUUUUAAUCGUUUAUUUUUUUAAUAUAUUCGUUUUUUAUAUUGAAAAUUCUAGGCAAGAUGGCUGAUAGUUUCUUCGUUAAUUCAGUGGAUUAGGUUUAGGUGAAAUUUUUUCAUUCGAAACACUGCAAUGUUUCUUUUAUAUCGGUUAGAAGUGAUUAUGUCUCACCAAACUCAUGGCAAUUACCGCAUUCAUAGAGUAGUCACUUCCUCCUAUGUAUGUGUAUUAUGAGUGUGCGAUUAAACUAUUAAUAAAGCUUGAA
Diachasma alloeum is the source of this 1967-nucleotide messenger RNA. RefSeq lists its product as uncharacterized. The coding region runs from base 444 to 1142 and encodes 232 amino acids. The transcript has 5 exons. The record is from RefSeq and is a predicted model, not a curated record. NCBI's taxonomy places the organism in Eukaryota, Metazoa, Arthropoda, Insecta, Hymenoptera, Braconidae.